AUGUACGACGAUCUGGGCCUCAAUGGCACGGAGCGCAUGUGCAUCGACGGGGAGGUGACGCUGAUUCCCGAGCCAACCAACUCUCCAAAUGACCCUCUGAACUGGAGCGCCUUCAGGCGGUACUGGCAUGCAUUUAUGGUUUUGUUUUUCGUUGCCCUGACCGCGGCAACUUCCAACUCUGCCGGCACCGCCGGGAAUGGCAUGAACGCCGAAUUGGGCAUCACGUGGGACGACAUCAAUAUCGCUGCUGGUGUUUUGUUUGUCGGUAUUGGCUAUACCACCCUGCUGCUUGGCCCGGCGCCCUUUUUGUAUGGGAGACGUAUCUCGUACUUGAUUUGUCUGAUGUUCUCCGUCAUCGGUUCCAUCUGGUUUGCCCGCGUGCAGACUGUGCAGGACAAUAUUUGGAACCAGCUCUUCGUGGGUGCCUCCGAAUCUUGCGCGGAGGCUCUCGCCCAGCUGUCUCUUUCCGAUCUGUUCUAUCAGCAUCAAAGAGGUCUUGUCCUGGGCUUGUACAUCCUCGCCACUAGUAUUGGUACUUUUAUGGGACCGUUGAUAUCCAGCUUCAUCACCGACUCAUACCUGGGGUGGAGAUGGACCGGGUGGCUUGCUGCGAUCAUCUCUGGAGGUCUAAUCUUCAUCUUCUACUUCACGUUGGAGGAAACUUCCUUUGAUCGGAACAAUCCUCUUCAUGGACAUGCUACGUCCAAGACCGAGCCGGCGUCCAACGAUGUCCCUUCGGAAGAAAAGGAGAAAACCGUUGCAAAGGUGCAACCGAUGUCCUCCGACCGUGAAGUCGACGAAGAAUGCGGCGGAAAGGAGAAGAGGAAGACUUAUUUCCAGCGCAUUGCUCUGAUCACCCCAUCGCCAACCUUGGUCGGAACAGGUUUCAAGCAGUACUGCCGCCGCCUACUACACACACUGCGUGUCUUCACCUUCCCAGCAGUCCUCUACUCGGGCCUUCAAUGGGGAGCCCAAGAUGCCUGGUUGACCUUCUAUCUCACCGUCGAAGAAGAUAACUGGUACGGAGAACCCUGGAACUACAGCAACACCGCAGUCGGUAUCAUGUGCGUGCCGACUCUCAUCGGGGCAGUCAUAGGCUGCAUUUACGGUGGAUGGUUCUCCGAUUUCUUCGUUGUGUGGAUGACCAGACGCAACAAGGGCAUCUUCGAGGCCGAGCAGCGUCUCUGGCUCCUGUUGCCUGUUGCAUUUAUCGGCCCUGCUGGUCUGAUGCUGUUUGGAAUUGGUUCCGACAAAGGCUGGGAUUGGCACAUGCCGUAUCUUGGAUUGGGAUUUGUCGGCUUCGGCUUCGGCUGUGCAGGUGACCUCAGCAUGGCGUAUCUCAUGGAUGCAUACCCAGAAAUGGUGCUCGAAGGCAUGGUCGGAGUCUCCGUCAUCAAUAACACUAUCGGCUGUCUUUUCACGUUCACGGCUCAGAAGUGGUUGGAUGCGCAGAGUCUGGCGCAGGUCUUCAUUGCGCUUGGCGUCUUGAGCUUCUUCUUCCUGAUGACCACUGUCCCGAUGAUAUACUGGGGCAAGCAGUGCCGGAAGAUGACUCGGAAGCAGUAUGAGGCUUUCUUGCGGCUUCGUGAUGGACCAGCCAAUUAG
Molecule: messenger RNA, 1605 nt
Organism: Penicillium bovifimosum
Lineage: Eukaryota; Fungi; Ascomycota; Eurotiomycetes; Eurotiales; Aspergillaceae
Product: Major facilitator superfamily domain general substrate transporter
Exons: 1
Coding region: 1-1605 (534 amino acids)
Biological process (GO): transmembrane transport
Molecular function (GO): transmembrane transporter activity
Source: RefSeq, a predicted model, not a curated record